Molecule: messenger RNA, 943 nt
Organism: Diospyros lotus (date-plum)
Lineage: Eukaryota; Viridiplantae; Streptophyta; Magnoliopsida; Ericales; Ebenaceae
Product: telomere repeat-binding factor 4-like
Exons: 6
Coding region: 1-825 (274 amino acids)
Biological process (GO): nucleosome assembly
Cellular component (GO): nucleosome
Molecular function (GO): double-stranded telomeric DNA binding
Source: RefSeq, a predicted model, not a curated record
AUGGGGAUUCAGAAGCAGAAAUGGAUGACAGAGGAGGAAGAAACCCUAAAAGCAGGAGUGGCUAAGUAUGGCGCAGGCAAGUGGAAGCACAUCCUCACCGACCCUGAAUUUGCUCCUUUUCUUACUCAUCGUUCAAACAUUGACCUCAAGGACAAAUGGCGGAACAUGAGCUAUAAUACAGCAGGUUCUAGAGGAAAGAAAAAUAUUCCUAGAGCAAAAGCUACAGCCACAAGCCGACGUGCAAGCGGUCAAAGUUCAGCUUCUGCUCUUUCAUUUACUGAUGACGACAUGACUGAUUAUCCUUCUAAGAGCCCACAUGAUGCAAGAAUUAAUGCUCCCCGGUACCAUGAAAUGAUCUUUGAAGCACUUUCAGCCAUAAAAGAUUCAAAUGGAUGUGAUGUUGGUACCAUUGUAAAUUUUAUUGAGCAAAAGCAUGAGGUACCACCAAAUUUCAGAAGGUUGUUAAGUCCAAGAUUGAGAAGGCUCGUCUUGCAAGGGAAACUUGAAAAGGUCCAGAAUUGCUAUAGGAUUAAGAAGGAAACACCUCUGGGAACUAUAACACCUUAUCCAAAGCAAGACGAGAUCAGGCUGUGGGCAUGGCAACAUUCUGCAGGUUUAGCUAUCUGUGAUGAGACAGUGGAACAAGCUGCAAUGACUGCAGCCAACAAGAUUGCUGAAUCAGAGAAUAUGUCAUUUGUGGCAGCUGAAGCGGUAGAAGAGGCAGAAAGAGUGUUAAAAAUGGCAGAAGAAACCAACUCAAUGCUGCAGCUAGCGAAGGAGAUCUAUGAACAAUGUUCAGGUGGUGAAAUUGUUGUCCUGGUUUGAUUCCCGCCAUGUAUGAUUUUGAUAGAAGUAAUCUGAGUAAUUCUUGGACCUUGUACUUAUAAAGUUGGUUGUGCUAGGUAAGCUGUCCUCCGAGCAAGGGACUCAUUUUUCUUUCUUG